AUGAAUCAUACUUUCACUAUAACAUAUAUUGAAUAUAAUGAUUAUUUUAAUAUAACACAAUUUAUAAAAUCACCAUAUAAAAUGAUAACAUUAAGUUUAUUAUUAUUUAUUAAUUUAUUUAUAUUUGCAUCAAAUUUAUUUAUGAUUAUUAUAUUACUUAUAAGUAAAAAUAAACGUUUUGAUGCAACACGUAAAUUUUUAAUUAAUUUAUCUAUUAUUGAUAUACAAUUUGCAUUAUAUAUUAUGCCUAUUUCAAUUAUAUAUUUAAUAUUAAAAAUGAAUUGGUUAUCUUAUUAUAUAUUAUGUUAUUUAUGGAUUAUAAUAGAUAUUUAUUUUUGUACAACAAAUAUGUUUAAUUUAGUUAUUAUAGCAUUUGAUAGAAUGUUAGCUAUUAAUUAUGCUGUAAAAUAUAAUCAAAUUAUGUCACCAACACGUGUACGUUUAUUAUUAUUAUUAAUAUGGUUAUUAGCAUUAUUGAUUAUAUUACCAUUGAUUAUUUAUAUAAUAUGGUAUCAAUGGAAUAUAUCAUCUAAUAAGAAACAAAAUAUCAAUUUGACAAAUUCUUUAAAUCUUCAUUAUAAUGAUGAUCUUAAUGAUUCCAUACAAUAUAAAUUGAUUAUUAAUAAACGUGGUAUUUCAAUUGGUUUAUUAAUUGAUAAUAAUAAUGAUUAUUAUAGACAAUCAAAGAAAAAAUUAACAUUAUCUAAUGAUAAUUUAAAUAAAAUGGAUUUCAAUCAAACUAAUAAUAAUAAUAAUAUAAUGGAUAAUAAUAAACGGAAUAAUCAUUGUAAAAUGGAUAAAACACUUAAAAAUAAAAGUAUAAAUAAUCAUUCAAAAUAUGGUUUAUUAAGAGUACAUGUUGGUGGAAAACAAUUACUAUGUAGUAAUAAUACAUUUAUAAAUCAUAAAUGUAAUAGUACUACAAAUAUUAACAGUAUUCAUAAUAAUAAUAAUAAUAAUAAUGGUAAUAUUUCACAACAUGUCAAGUUAAUUAAUAAUGAUCCUAAUGAUUCAACUGUAAUGAUCAAUACAUUACCCGAUAAUUCAACAAUACCAAAUCAAGAUGAUUCAUAUGAUCAACUAAAAUCUACAACAACAACAACAACAUCAUCAUCAACAAAAGGACCUCAGCAACAACAACACUCAUCAUUAACAUCAAAUAUAUUAAUGAAAUCUGAUUAUACUUUAUCGAAUCAAAAAUUCAAUGAUUCAAAUUCAAUUAAUUUACUGAAACCUAUGGAUAAACUAGAAACUAGUAAUAAUAAUAAUAAUAUUAUAAUGAAAAAACACUCGAAUUCAUUAUCUGAAGUAAAUAGGAAUAAAUUGAAUGAUAAUAAUAAUAAUCAAUCGAUUAGUCAACAACUUCAUUCAUCUUCUCCUUUAUCAUCAUCACAACAACAAAAUUUCAAAGAAAAAUUAACUAAUAUAUUACGUAAACAUUCAUUUCAUACAUUAUCACCAUAUACAUAUAUAAAACCAUUAGAAUUAUCUCAAUCAAGACGUUCUACUGGUAGAACUGAUAAACAUGAUAAAUUUAAUGAUAUCAUAACAUUAAGACGUUGUGCAUUAAUGCCAUUAAAUCAUAAUACACCAUAUUCAUCAAUGAAUAAUGAAUAUAUAAUACAUUCAAAUAGAAAUUCAGAAAAUUUAUCCAAUUUAUCUACAACAUUCAUAACACCAAGAAAUAGUAAUCAAUUAGAUAAAUCAAUAAUUAUCAAUGAUCCAUUAUCACACCCAGCAACAACAACAACAACAACAUCACCACCACCACCAACAUCAUCAUCAUCUAAUUAUCAUUAUAAUAUUAAAAUGAAACAUUUUAUUGAAUUAAAAGCAAUUUUUAUAUUUUUAUGUAUAGCAAUUAAUCCAAUUAUAUAUGGUUCAGCAUCAGAAGAUUUACGUAAAGCAUUUAAACGUUUUAUAUUACAUUGUGGUAAAAUAAAACAUGAAAAAAAAGCAUUAAAACGUUUAGUAUUAGCUGGUUUAGGUGCAGCUGGUAUACCAUAUGGUCAUAGAAUAAUAAUACCACAACAAAUGAAAUCAACAGAUUUUAAUAAUAAUCAACAAUAUAAUAGAUCAGUUUUGUUUAAUAAACCAUUAAUGGUUAUAGCUGAUAUUGAAGAAAAGAUUUAA
Molecule: messenger RNA, 2133 nt
Organism: Schistosoma margrebowiei
Lineage: Eukaryota; Metazoa; Platyhelminthes; Trematoda; Strigeidida; Schistosomatidae
Source: the annotation of a GenBank genome assembly